Wyeomyia smithii (pitcher-plant mosquito) is the source of this 870-nucleotide messenger RNA. Its product is annotated as shematrin-like protein 1. The record is from RefSeq and is a predicted model, not a curated record. Bases 66 to 551 code for a protein of 161 amino acids. The transcript has 2 exons. NCBI's taxonomy places the organism in Eukaryota, Metazoa, Arthropoda, Insecta, Diptera, Culicidae.
CCAGAUCCAGUAGUAUACUCAGUAGUACUAGUGUUUAGUAGUCUAGCUAAAUUUACUAAGUGAAAAUGAAGCUUGUUUUGUUAGUGGUCUUAUUAGUGCUGGGAAUUGUGAAUGCUGCAUCAACUGACGAUGAGGACGUUGCUGGUCCAAAAUCUACGGAAGCGGCUGAAGAGCGAAUUUUCGACUUGAGCAGAAAAUCUAGACAGUUAUUAGGCUCAGCACUGGGAUACUCACCGUAUGGUUUUAACCAAGGCUAUGGAAUGGGUAAUCCAUAUUCUGGUUACUCGGGUUACUCCGGAUAUCCAGGAAUUGGUGGAUAUCCGUACGGUGGAAACGGAAACGGCCUAUCCGGUUAUGGACUGUACGGAAAUGGGCUCUACUCUGGCGGACUAGCAAAUCCUGGUUUUGGCUCGCUUGGCCUGAGUCCGUUUAACGGUGGCUACAAUUCUCUUCCUUACAAUGGUGCGCAACCGCUCUAUAAUGAUCCUUACAGUGCGAUUCCACCGAGGGGAUUUUUUCCCGGAGCGCCCUACAAUAGACGACCCUUCUGACGAUGACGAGCUCUUCAAAUGAUUAACCAAAGGAAACCUGAAAUUCAAACAGUUAUGCGAUGGAUUUUGUAUGAAAUAAAGGAAAUGCGAAUCAACUCGUUUGUUGGUUCAUUACUAACCAAAUCAAACUUACCUAUGAUGUUGAAGGAGUCGGUGAAAACACCAUUCAGUCACAAUAGGAAAGAUAAUCUCAACAAAGAUCAGAUCCAAAUGUCUUUAUUACUGGCAAUUAUUCAGUUUCCCACGAGCCCGCGAUAGGAUAUUACGACCUGCAGUGAAUCUUAUAUCUUUGCAACCGACGUGUCCAUAGCAAAAUAAA